GCUACAUCCUCGGCUCACUCAAUCACAACGCGACCACCGACGAAGAGAUUGAGGGGUUUAUCCAAGAAUUGCCGUGUCAUUCUUCCACCCAGUCAGUACGGCAGGUAUGUCACCAGAGGGGGCCGAUUGGGGCGUGGUGGAUCCAGAUUUAAGGGUGAAGGGCAUGAGUGGGCUGAGGGUUGUGGAUGCGAGUGUGAUUCCUAGGCUGUCGGCGGCGCAUACAUCUGCUCCGGUGUAUGCUGUGGCGGAGAGAGCGGCAUACGGGUUGCAGGUCGAAGCCCCGUGAAAGGGUUGUUUGGAGCAGAAUAUGGGAUCAGUGUUUUGAGGUACACGGUCGUCGAUAAUAUCUGGUGGAACGUUUGUUCAAGCAGCCAUAGUCAA
Messenger RNA from Desarmillaria tabescens, 381 nucleotides. Its product is annotated as glucose-methanol-choline oxidoreductase. The record is from RefSeq and is a predicted model, not a curated record. Bases 107 to 286 code for a protein of 59 amino acids. Gene Ontology annotation, molecular function: oxidoreductase activity, acting on CH-OH group of donors; flavin adenine dinucleotide binding. NCBI's taxonomy places the organism in Eukaryota, Fungi, Basidiomycota, Agaricomycetes, Agaricales, Physalacriaceae. The transcript is spliced from 3 exons.